ACGGACCCUAACACGCGAGACCGUGGAUGUUAGUGUUGCUACAUUGAGUUAAAGUACAGUUGAACAAACCCGGACGGCCUCACGUUUACAGCCUGAUAUGACUUAAAGCGAUAACUUUAAAAAGGAAACGACGCUAGUGUUGUUGCAAUGUCUCUGUUUCUUGUGAAUAGGUAUCUGGCAGAGGAGGAAGAUGGCAGUGCUUCGAAGGAGACUCGGUCUCAGCUGCUGCUGGCUAAACUUCAGCAGAAGGCAAAGGAGAAGCAGCAGCGGAGUUUGAUGGAGAGGCCGUCUAAAGGCCAGACAUCCCAGCAGCAAAAGAGAAAGAAAAGGAAACCAGAGGGCAGUCAUGAGUCUCCACAGCACAAAAAGAGGAAAACACAAGCAGUACCGUUGUGUGCUCCGGACUCAGACAUCCCUAACAAGCUGGUCAAGAAAAAGAAAACACAUGAGUCAGCUAAAGAUCGAGCCAUGACCACAGAAACAGAAGAAGUUGAACAGGGAACAAACCCAGGAGGAGACGAGGCUGAGGUUGAAAAAGACACAUCAAAACAAACUAAUGCUGUUUCCACAGAAUUCACAGUUCUGGGCGGAUUUGAGAACAAAGCUAUCCAAAAGGUACACAGAGUCCUGCCUCAGUGGCUCGCACAGCCUGAUGUCAUUCACAAGGACAUUAAAAGCAACCUGGUCCCCAUUGCUAGCAUUACAGGACUCGCUCCUCAGCUCAUUAGAAAACUGCAGAACAAUGGAAUUCAACACUUCUUUCCAGUUCAAGCAGAGGUGAUUCCAGCCAUCUUGGAAAGCACUGAGCAGGGGCUGCUGGUGGGACGUGGCGGCUACAAGCCCAGGGAUAUUUGUGUGUCUGCACCGACAGGCAGUGGCAAGACUCUGGCAUUUGUCAUACCGGUCAUCCAGAUGCGUUUCCAUCCUCAGGCACUGAUGGAGCGGGUGGUGUGUGAAGUUCGUGCUCUGGCUGUGUUGCCGACCAAGGAACUUGCUCAGCAGGUCUGCACGGUGUUUACGUCAUACGCCGAGGGAACGGGUCUAAAAGUGGUGAUGCUGGCAGGUCAGAAGUCUUUUGCUGCGGAGCAGACUUCACUGUCAGAACUCAGAGGCGGCAGGAGACGCAGUUUAGCAGACAUCGUUGUGGCCACGCCGGGUCGGUUGGUCGAUCACAUCAACAAAAACUCAGGCUUAUGUCUCGGACACCUCAGGUUUCUUGUCAUGGACGAGGCAGACAGGAUGGUGGACAGCAUGCACCAGUUGUGGCUCAGCCAUGUGGUGAAGGCUGUUCACACACCACCAAAUGGAGCAGAAGGCCGGGCCAUCUUCAGGAGGACUGAACCUGUGCACGUUACAGCAGCAAGUCUGUCUCCGCCUCAGAUGCCACUGCAGAAGCUGCUGUUUUCAGCCACACUCACACAGAACCCAGAGAAGCUGCAGCAGCUGGGCCUCCACCAGCCCCGAUUGUUCAGCUCCAUCCAUGCUCAGCCCAAUAGCACGCCAGCAGCCCCCGGUCUGGCACCAGAUGGCUUUGACUUCCCCCAGGGUCUAACGGAGUAUUAUGUUCCCUGUACUCUGAGCAACAAGCCCCUCCUCAUUCUCCACUUCAUCCUGCGUAUGAAGCUCAUACCCAUCCUCUGCUUCACCAACUCCAGAGAGACAGCACACCGACUCUUCCUGCUGGUGCAGCUCUUUGGUGGCGUCCACGCUGCUGAGUUUUCCUCCAGACUGUCUCCAGGAGACAGAAAGAAGACACUAAAGGAGUUCGAGCAGGGAAAGGUCCAAUUGUUGAUCAGCACAGAUGCAGCUGCCAGAGGCAUCGACAUUAACGGGGUCAAAUGUGUUGUGAACUAUGACGCACCACAGUUCGUCAGGACGUACAUUCACAGGAUAGGAAGAACUGCAAGAGCAGGAAAAUCAGGCUUGGCCUUUACCUUCCUCUUUCGCGUACAGGAGAAGAGGUUCCUUCAGAUGGUGCAGCAAGCAGGAAGUCCUGGCAUUCAGAAGCAGCUUAUUAAACCCCAGAGCCUGCAGAGUAUGGAGGCUCGAUACGAGCAGACGCUGCAGGAGCUGGCCAGUGUGCUCAAGGAUGAAAAAGCCAAGUACUGACACCUGACGAUCACACUGCAGCUUGCUACUGUACUGACCAAACACAACUCUGCAUCUGUGAAUAAACAUGAUUCAAACCUUU
Messenger RNA from Betta splendens (Siamese fighting fish), 2191 nucleotides. RefSeq names its product DEAD (Asp-Glu-Ala-Asp) box polypeptide 51 (gene ddx51). The record is from RefSeq and is a predicted model, not a curated record. NCBI's taxonomy places the organism in Eukaryota, Metazoa, Chordata, Actinopteri, Anabantiformes, Osphronemidae. Gene Ontology annotation, cellular component: nucleus. Bases 148 to 2109 code for a protein of 653 amino acids. The transcript has 16 exons. Gene Ontology annotation, molecular function: nucleic acid binding; ATP binding.